AAGUAGGCAAAGAUGCACAAGCAGAGAUAACCUUAGGUAUUAAAGCACCUCUGUAAGGCUACAGGCUGACCGUCUCCUUGGCAUGCUGCAUUGAUGCCAGUAAUAAAAGGAAUGCAUUUGCUGUACACUACAUGAACAUAGGCCAACAUUUACAAAUUAGGAAGCCUUUUUUAUUGGUCUUUUGUAAUGUCUUAAUUUUCAGAGAAAAAUUAAUUUUGGAUCCUCAUUUGCUGUAAGCUACAUGCAUAAAAUCUAAAAAACAUUAGCAAAUACACGAGCCUGUGUGUGUUUUAUGUAUACAGUUGGUUUGAUCUCUAUCUUGGGUGGUAGUUUAUCUUUCUGUGCUUUUAUUGUGCAGGAAAGAAUCUUUAGAUAUUUAAGGGAAAAUUGUUAGAUUUUUAAAAAGAAAAAGAUAAAUAUUUAUCCUCAAUGAGCCUUCAUGUGCCCAGCCUUUGCAUAACGAGCGAGGUAAAUCCUCUGCGUUUCACUGAUAGCAGUGUCAUGACAAUCCCCCAUCAGCUUAUUGCGUCCAAUCAGAAAUCAGAUCCAGGGUCCCUCCCUGACUCCUAGGUGAGCUAAAUAGUCACACUUCAGCAGAUUUCUGUCAGUCUGUUUCUGAAAUCCUCCCAGAGUUUUUUUAUUUAUUUUUUUAUUUUUAUUUGAGUCACUUUAAAAUCCAGAUGGUUUUCAGAUCUCCGCUUGAUUUUUUAUCAGCCUCCCGCCUCCUCCUGCCCCACUUUGCCGAUGGGCCCCUUCACCUACCUCUCUCUCGGUCCCCAGAGGACCCCCCGGCGGCCGCCCCUCCAUUAACUCUCCCGGGACUCUGCUUCUCCGCCUCGCAGAUCGCCAGCGUGUGCGAAACAUUGGAAGAGACCGGGGAUAUCGAGCGGCUGGCCCGCUUCCUCUGGUCACUGCCGGUCACCGCUGACGGCCGGGACUCCAUCUCGGAGCACGAGUCCGUGCGGCGAGCACGCGCCGUGGUGGCCUUCCACACGGGGAGCUUCCGCGAGCUGUACCGCAUUCUGGAGACGCACCGUUUUACGCGCACCUCGCACGGGAAGCUGCAGGCCAUGUGGCUGGAGGCUCAUUAUCGAGAGGCGGAGAAGCUCCGGGGGAGGCCGCUGGGACCCGUGGACAAGUACCGUGUCAGGAAGAAGUUCCCGUUACCGAGAACCAUCUGGGACGGAGAGCAGAAGACGCAUUGCUUUAAGGAGCGCACCCGGGGGCUGCUGAGAGAGUGGUACCUGCAAGACCCCUACCCUAACCCGGGGAAGAAACGUGAGCUGGCGCAUGCCACUGGGCUGACACCGACCCAGGUUGGGAACUGGUUCAAAAAUAGGAGACAGAGGGAUCGUGCGGCGGCGGCUAAAAACAGGUUGCAGCACCACCGCGUCUGCACAGAUGGUUCACGUCCACUGAGCAGAGCACACUGCAGUCUAGACGGGAGUGCAGAGCGGGCAGAUGGAGAAACUUUCCUCUCAGUGACGGACAGUGACUCAGACCUGGAUGUCUGACACUGUUUUCUGAUUGAUUGUUCUUUCCAAGGAAAAUAGCUUAUGACUUUUGACCACCUUGUUGUUUUUUCCAACCACAUCCAGUGAUAAUGAUUGAUCAUCUGACAAUUCAAAUUAAAGCAGCAAUGUGCAGAAAACCCCUGCUGGACCCCAUUUGGAGCUGGAUCUUUUUGGGCUGAAACCUGCUGGGGAGCCAAUCUCUCAUUUUGUGUCAUUUCCUGAAUGAAACUAGUUUUUAGAGACAGACUGGACCACACUGAAUGGACUGCUGUAGGCAAUCAACCAUCAAUAACAAAAUCCUACCUCCUUGUCUGCUUGUUUGUACUUUGUUCAUAAACUUGGUUUUCCUCUUUGCCUUUAGCUCAGCUCUAUUUAAGGUGCUCAGUGUAGUUUGUGUGAAGUUCUGCCAGAGCCUACUCCAUGUUCAAUUUGAUGCUGACAAAAUGUUUUUGAUAUUUUAUAUAAAUAAAAUUAUUUAAUUUAAAA
Girardinichthys multiradiatus is the source of this 2000-nucleotide messenger RNA. RefSeq names its product SIX homeobox 3b (gene six3b). Gene Ontology annotation, molecular function: DNA-binding transcription factor activity, RNA polymerase II-specific; RNA polymerase II cis-regulatory region sequence-specific DNA binding. Gene Ontology annotation, biological process: regulation of transcription by RNA polymerase II; eye development. The record is from RefSeq and is a predicted model, not a curated record. Gene Ontology annotation, cellular component: nucleus; transcription regulator complex. NCBI's taxonomy places the organism in Eukaryota, Metazoa, Chordata, Actinopteri, Cyprinodontiformes, Goodeidae. Bases 681 to 1514 code for a protein of 277 amino acids. The transcript has 2 exons.